Zophobas morio is the source of this 2762-nucleotide messenger RNA. RefSeq lists its product as uncharacterized. Gene Ontology annotation, biological process: proteolysis. Gene Ontology annotation, molecular function: serine-type endopeptidase activity. The record is from RefSeq and is a predicted model, not a curated record. Bases 53 to 2713 code for a protein of 886 amino acids. The transcript is spliced from 16 exons. Lineage: Eukaryota; Metazoa; Arthropoda; Insecta; Coleoptera; Tenebrionidae.
CUAAGUACAACAACAAUCUUUUGACAGUUGUAUUGAAACACCCUAUUUCAUCAUGAAAGUUUUUAUUUUAACACUUAUUGCUAUUAAUUUUUGUGGUGUUUAUGGUAACUACGAUGCUAGACCCAUCAUCAUCCCCAAAAGGUUUCCUAGACAAACAGAAACCGGAUGUGUUCUUCCCUUUCACCCGCAAUUUGGAAAUUGGACAGUCUAUAAUUCAACAUCGAGCUGGUCACCUGAAAAAAUUGUACCUUCUGGUACAAUUUUAGAAGUUUCUUGCGACGACAAUUACCUCUUAGAUGGUUUAAAGUUUAUAAACUGUAUUGGUAGCUCAUGGCGUAACUCUAUUGGCCGAUGUUUAAAAAAAUGUCCACCACCGAACAUCACUGAAUUCCUGACGGUGAGAUGUUUGGAUAGUAAUAAAAACAAUAUAGAUUGCAGCGAAGCUGUUGAAAAUUCCACAGCAGAAUACGUGUGUCAAGAUUUUUACGAAAUUGAACAUCUGAAUACAAUUAAUAAUAAUAAUAUUACAUCUAACAUUUGCGUUGAUGGGAAAUGGACUAAGCGAACUCCGAAAUGCGUUCCUGAAUGUGGAAAAAAUAGAUUUGGUAAAUCUACAUCUAGGCUGGAUACGUCUGUGGUACGUCAAGAAGACUAUCCUUGGCAGGUGGCUAUUUAUAAUGGCACUAACAGAAAAGAACUCAUUUGUGGUGGAUCGUUGUUAAGUCAAAGAGUUGUCCUAACAGCGGCGUACUGCAUAUCAGAUAUUGAUGGUAAUUAUUAUUCCCAAGACACAUAUAUAGUUGCUGUUGGAAAAUAUUACAGAAUAUACGACGAUGAAAGAGAUUUUGGCAAAGCGUCCUUCUCUGGUGUUUAUAGUAUGCAUUAUCCUAAUUAUUAUCACGGUCAAAGUCACAAUUUUUAUGGUGACAUCGCCAUUAUAAUAACUAAAAAACAGUUUGUGUUGUCCGCGAGAGUUCGACCUGUUUGCUUUGAAAGAUCUGAAACGAAAGAGGAUUACUCAACAUUACUUGCUUAUGUCACUGGCUGGGGUUUCACUCAUGAAGAUGGUAAAUUCUCCGAUGAACUCAGAGCGUUAGAAGUUCCUUUAGUCAGCUACCAACAAUGUUUAGAGAAACUACCAACAAGAUUUCAUAGAUUUAUCACGGACGAUAAAGUCUGCGCUGGAUAUUUCAAGAAAAGUACUUCUGUAUGCAAAGGUGAUGGUGGUGGCGGAUUAAUUUUUAAACGAAAGAAUAGAUAUUACGUCCACGGAAUCGUUAGUGUAGGACCUAGUUCACCUAGGUUUGCAAUAAAUCGCACAAGCUGUAAUAGUCAACAGUAUACUGUUUAUACAAAGGUUCUCUAUUAUAGGAGAUUUAUAGAAGAAAAAUUGACCUUUGCAGAAAAGUUAUCUCUAGAGGAAGUGGUUUUAAAAGAUGAAAAUAAGACCAAAACGUCGGUUCAGGGAAAAACUGCACAAAAUUUAAAGAAAUGUUCCGUACCGAAACAUCCUAAAUUUGCCCACUGGUCUAAUGAAGAUGUGAACAAUGAUUAUAAAUCAAUACCUGGACAACUUGUGGAAUCUGGAACACGGUUAAGAAUAAACUGUAAUACCCGAUAUCUGCUAAAUGGUUCUAGUCAUCUGACGUGUGAAGAUGGUUCUUGGAGUUCGACUAUUGGCAACUGCAUAAAGACUUGUCCACCGCUAUAUAACACAACAAUUUUAAAAGUACAGUGCUCAAACACAGGUGAUUUAUAUAACGAAAAUUGUGUCAGUGCAACUGAUGGAACGUUAGCAAAAUUUCAAUGUUCAGAUUUUUAUGAAGAUGAUACGCCGAAUAUGAAUCCUAUUAACCUUUGCGUGAAUGGUCGAUGGAAUUAUCAGAUGCCACAAUGUUCUCCGGAAUGUGGUAAAUUGAGAUACGAUAACGGAAAGGAAAACUAUUUUUCGUGGCAGGCUACUAUCUAUACAACUAACAAGGACAUAAUUUGCAGUGGUUCUUUGAUCAACGAAAAAGUUGUUUUAACAGCUGCCCACUGUGUAACAGACACGAUGUCGAAAUUAAAACCCAAAGAUACCUUUCUGGUUGUGGUUGGGAAUCACUAUCGAUCUUUCAAAUAUGCCCAAGACUAUCAACACAGUCAGAUUUCUAGAGUUGAAGACAUAUUUCUACUGGAAUCUAAAAAUACUAAAACGUACUCUGAAGAUGUUGCAAUUUUGAUAGUAAAAGAAACUUUCAAAUUUUCUGAAAGAGUUCAGCCUAUAUGUUUGAAUAAGGUUCUUGAUACUAAAGAAACUUUCACAGAGAAAUAUAUGUUUAUGAAUGGAUAUGGAUAUAAUAUUGAUAAGUUUGCAUAUCCUGACACUCUUAAAACAGUCAGAAUACCUAUCGAUUCUCUAACGAAUUGUACCGAGAAAUUUGUGUCUAAUAACAGUUUCUUAAAUCGAAAUAAAUUAUGUGUUGAGCACGUCAAUAAUAGUUUAAUGACCUGUCAUGGUGACACAGGAGCAGGAUUAGUUUUUCAGCGUGACGAUGGACGGUUUUACCUACGUGGAAUUUUAUCGCUGUCACCAACUGUUCCAACUUCGGCGGGAGUUUGUAGCAGACAAGAAAUAUCCGUUUACACUAAUAUUAAUACUCGCUUAAUAAUGAACUUUAUAUUAAGAAAUGAAGCCAAAUUUAGACCACAUUAUGACGAGGCGAUAUAUUAACUAAGAGAGAAAAACUCUUGUUAUUUGUUAAAAUAUUUCUAAAUGAUAA